Molecule: messenger RNA, 4000 nt
Organism: Spizellomyces punctatus DAOM BR117
Lineage: Eukaryota; Fungi; Chytridiomycota; Chytridiomycetes; Spizellomycetales; Spizellomycetaceae
Product: cohesin subunit SMC3
Exons: 25
Coding region: 100-3747 (1215 amino acids)
Biological process (GO): mitotic sister chromatid cohesion
Cellular component (GO): chromosome
Molecular function (GO): ATP hydrolysis activity; double-stranded DNA binding; protein binding
Source: RefSeq, a predicted model, not a curated record
CCACCAACGACCCAUUUGAAUCUUUUGUUGAUCAGCGUCGGCUCUCUGUUUUGGGGGGUGGUGUUCAUAAGCGCGGCGCUUUUUUGGGUUUGCCCAAUCAUGCACAUCAAACAGAUUAUAAUUCAAGGGUUCAAGUCCUACAAGGAUCAGACGGCACUGGAACCCUUUAGUCCAAAACUCAAUGUCGUCGUCGGACGCAAUGGUUCUGGCAAGAGCAACUUUUUUUGGGCUAUUCGGUUUGCUUUGAACGAUGCAUAUAGCCACAUGACCCGCGAGGAGCGCCAGUCCUUGCUACAUGAAGGAACUGGGCCUGCUACACUCUCUGCGUUUGUGGAAGUCGUUUUUGACAACACAGACCAGCGAUUUCCGACUGGAAAGGACGAGGUAGUCUUGCGUCGUACAAUCGGCUUAAAGAAAGAUGAAUAUGCACUGGACAAGAAGAGCGUUACGAAAACAGAAGUCAUGAGUUUGUUUGAAACCGCGGGAUUCUCGCGAUCCAAUCCGUAUUACAUUGUACCUCAAGGAAGGAUCACAGCGCUCACAAAUGCAAAAGACGCAGAACGCCUUCAGCUUCUGAAAGAAGUUGCGGGAACGCGGGUAUAUGAACAACGUCGCGUGGAGAGUUUGAAAAUUAUGGAGGAAACAGACUCGAAGCGUUCCAAGAUUGAUCAGCUCCUUAAUUAUAUUGAAGAACGGCUGGCCGAACUGGAGGAGGAAAAGGAAGAACUCAAACAAUAUCAAGAGCAGGACAGAGAACGACGAUGUCUUGAGUAUACCAUUUAUAGCCGUGAGCAAUCAGAAGUCAACGAGAACCUCGAAGAGCUUGAAGAAGCGAGACGCAAUGAGGUUGACGAGUUAAAUCAACGGCAAAGUCAGUCGAAUGACCGGGAAGGGAUCGUCACGAAUAUGGAGCGCACCAUACGCGACGUUAAGAAGAAGGUGGAUAUGCUGAGUGUUGAGCGAGAGCAAAUUGACGAUGAUCGGAAUGAGCAAAUCAAAGCCAAGGCUCACUUGGAAUUGAUCAUCAAAGACAGCGAAGAAAACGUAUCGACAAACCUUCAAGCCAAAGAACGGUUAACCCAAGACCUUCAUACCUUGCGAGAAAAAAUUGCUGAGAAGGAAAGAGAGUUAGAUGAAGUCAGCCCGUCGUUCAAUGAAGCUUUAACACUUGAAACCACUUUGAAGGAAAGAUAUGAAGCGGCGGAACUUGAACGAGACACAUUGUACUCGAAACAAGGCCGCAACGCCCAAUUUCGCACGAAAGCGGAACGGGAUGCCUACCUCCGAAAAGAAAUCAAGAAUGUGCAAGACACUAUCACUAGCCAAAGCCAGCAAGUGACGCAGCUUGAGCAGGAAGUGGUUGUUUCACGACGUCGCUUAGCGGAGAUUGACACUGGAAUUGAGGAAACACGACAACAUUUGGAGGAUCGUAAGCAGAAGCUAACUGACAUAGAUCAGCAAAUUCUAGAGCUUCGCAGACAACGCAAUCAGUUGGAUGAACGACGAAGAGAGCUCUGGCGAGAUGAGAGCAAGCACAGUGCCUCCGCUCAGACCGCCAAAGAGGAACUGGAUCGAUGUGAAAGAAUCCUCUACUCUAGCAUGGAUAGGGUCACCGGAGAAGCGCUUAGAGCGCUGAAACGAAUAACCGAGCGUCUGAAUCUGCAAGGAGUAUAUGGCCCUCUGUAUGAGCUCUUUGAAAUCGAUGAUCGUUACAAGACCGCUGUUGAAGUCAUCGCGGGAGGAAGUCUAUUCCACGUAGUAGUCGAUAACGAUGACACUGCCAGCCGCAUCGUAGAACAGUUGAAUCGUGAGAAAUGCGGGCGACUGACCUUGAUGCCGUUGAAUCGUUUGAAGCCUCGGAUCCCUCAGUAUCCAGAUGCGAGGGAUGCUGUUAUCAUGGUGCAAAAAUUGCAGUUUGAUCGGACAUUUAAACCAGCCUUUGACCAAGUUUUCGGCAAGGCAAUCAUUUGCCCAUCAUUGGAGAUUGCAUCUGCAUAUGCACGGUCGCAUGGAUUGAAUUCUGUCACGUUGGAUGGGGAUCGCGCAGACCGAAAGGGUGCGCUCACUGGGGGUUAUAUGGAUCAUCGUCGUGCCCGUUUGGAGAACAUCAAGAAGCUUAAAAAAUUCCGAGAAACAUAUGCUGAAGAUGAACGUGCGGCUUCAAGGCUGCGGGACGAGAUAACAAAAAUUGAACAAGAAAUCACACGAACGCGAGAUCAGCUUGCCCAGCUGGAUGCGCGUCGAAAACAGACUAUGGAUUCUCGAGAGCCUCUAAUGAAUGAGAUCAAUGCAAAGUUGAGGGAAAAGUCCACUUUGGAGGAGCUGAUUGCACGCAAGGAGAGCUCUUUGCAAAGUCUUCAAGGCAGCGUCAGAAACCUCACAACUCAACUACAAACGUAUGAAGCAGAACUCAAAACUCCAUUCACAAAGACCUUGACAAAUCAAGAGCAAGCUCGAUUGGAUGAGGUUAAUGCGGCGGUGGAGGAGCUUCAGCAGCAACUAAGGGAAGCUUCGAAAAGGAGGGCCAGUUUGGAGUCACGGAAAACCAUUCUCGAAAUUGAACUCAACACGAACCUGCGACGAAAGCGGGACGAUGCAGUUGCGCAGCUUGAAAAUGCCAGCUUUGAAGGCGAAGUCGGAGUGCAGCUUCGCAGCCGACAGCAAGAGUUGGCAACUGUUGAAAAGGCUAUUGAGCGAGCGGCACGACGACUUGAAGAAAUCGAAGCCGAGAUGGAAGAGCAAACUGUUACUCUUCAAGAGCAGACACAAGCGCUGGAAACAGCGAGGACAGAACAACAACAAGAACGCAGAGUGUUGGAGCGCCAAAGAAUAGUGGUUGAGAAGUAUAUUUCGAAAAAGGCCAGUUUGUUGAAACGCAAGGAAGAAUGCAUCAAAAAUAUUCGUGAUCUUGGCGUUCUUCCUGAGGAAGCAUUUGAAAAGUAUCAAAACGCCCCUACGAAGACGCUGCUGAAAAAACUUCAUCAAGUCAAUGAAGCACUGAAAAAGUACUCUCACGUGAAUAAGAAGGCUUUUGAGCAAUACGGAAAUUUUGCAAAACAACGCGACCAGUUGGAAGUCAGAAAGGAAGAGCUAGACAAAUCUGCCGGGGCUAUAGAGGACUUGAUCAAAAAUCUGGAUCAGCGGAAAGAUGAAGCGAUCGAGCGGACCUUCCGGCAAGUGGCCAAGUACUUUCAAGAAGUGUGGAGCAAACUUGUUCCAUCCGGACGGGGGGAAUUGAUCAUGUUGAGAAGAGCAGAUGGGAGCUCUCAAACCCAAGACGAUAAUGACGAAAACGGCUCAGAUCAGGAGGAAUCCAGUAGUUCCACGACCUCAAAGGCAGGACGUGCCCAUAGCAUCAUUGACCAAUACACUGGCAUUUCCAUCUCUGUCUCAUUCAAUUCGCCCACCGACGAAGGACUUCGUAUGCCUCAGCUCUCUGGGGGACAAAAGUCUCUGGUGGCUCUUGCCCUUAUUUUUGCCAUUCAGCGAUGUGAUCCGGCACCCUUUUAUUUGUUUGAUGAGAUUGAUGCGGCGCUUGAUGCGCAGUAUCGAACUGCUGUUGCCGCUAUGAUCAAUGAGCUAUCUUCAUCAGCCCAAUUCAUUGUCACGACCUUCCGACCCGAACUUUUGGCCUAUGCAGACAAGUGUUAUGGAGUAACGUUUGUUAAUAAGGUCUCGAGGAUUCAGAGCAUUACUAGGGAUGAUGCGUUAAAGUUUGUAGAAGAGACGGCGGCUGGUGCUCAGUAGACUCGCGGGUUUUUGGCGUCAACCUAUGGAAGGAAUUUGGGUUUUAUUUUUUGCAAUAGCUGUUUGUUGGGGAUGUAUAUAGUACUGUGUUCGGAAGGGUUUCUUUUUAUUUAUGGCUGAUUAGGGUUGGGGGAUCCCAAAGCAAAUGUUACUCAUUUCGGCAAAAACAUAUCUGGUCGCAAAACAAAAAGAAUGUUGCUCUCACUGCAAAAUUAAGGAUACGAAAUGCAAUAAUGAUUAUGAUACUCAAUCC